GUUUUCUCGCUCCAGAUCCUUGUGGCUUUUUUCCUUUGUUUGUUUUCAAUGAUAAAAUCGCCAAGUACAGGUUAACUGUGUUUAUCUCUUGACGAUAGCAUACAUUGUACGAAUUUAAAUACUUUACGAUACAACAUAGAUUGACACUGAAGGAAGGGUGUUUGAUCAUGUCUUCUUUGCGGUAUCUUUCAAGCAACAAUGCUUCUCUCGUUCUCAAAGGCUUGGAAUCUUUGUUGGAUCUCGAAGAACUUUGUGAUGUAACUCUACAAACCGAAGAUGGCAUAUCAAUAUCGGCACACCGCAAUGUUCUUUCUGUCGGCAGUCCUUACUUCAAGGCCAUGUUCACCGGGCAAUUAAAGGAACGAGGGAAGGAAGUAAUUACUUUAAAGGGGGUUACCGGCGAAGCACUUCGAUGCAUUGUUCGAUUUGUUUACACGUCUUCCAUACAUGUGACGGAAACCAAUGUGGACGACAUCCUGAGCGCGUCUGAUCUCUUCCAAAUGAAGGAGAUCACGAAUGUCUGUUGCCAGUAUCUGAAAGAACAACUUCAGCCCUCAAACUGUCUUGGUAUAGCGGCCAUUGCUGGCGGUUUUUCCUGUGAAGAGCUUUGGAGCGAAGCUCGCAAAUAUGCAGUGAAGCAUUUCACGCAAGUGACAAAAUGUGACGAGUUUAAAGAUCUGUCUUUAGAAGCGGUCAAACAGCUGUUAUCGGAUGAGAACGUGUGUAUUCGAUCAGAAGAAGAUGUCUAUGAUGCUGCUAUGGAGUGGAUAUCAAGCUCUGAGGAUCGCCUGAAGUACUGUGCUGAAGUGUUCUGCUGCGUUCGCCUUCCUGUGCUGUCGCCGUCUUUCCUAAAUUCACACGUUCUUAGCAAUGAAUGGCUCAUUAAUGAUCCUGAAUGCAAGCAGAUGCUGGAGGAGGCGCUCUCAUAUGCUUCCUCCCCUACUUCUGAAAAGCGCAAACAGUCUUUAGCCACGAGAAUGAGGCCACGAAUUCAUUCAGGGUUUGCUGACAUCCUUGUUGCUAUUGGUGGUCUCCAUCUUGGAAGUCCUGUGGCAUCUGGAGAAAGAUACAAUUUAUACACUGAUGAAUGGUUGCCCAUUGAGGACAUGCCGACAUUGCGUUAUGGCAUUGCAGUUACUCAACUUCAUGGACAAAUCUAUUGUCUCGGGGGAUUUGAAAGUGGGAGAUACUUAAGUACCGUUGAGACUUAUGACCCUGAAGAAAAUGCAUGGAUGAUACGACCACCAAUGCAAGUGUCAAGAAAAUAUUUUGGUGCAACUAGCCUUGGUGGUAAGCUCUAUGCUCUUGGAGGCUCCAACAGUCAUCGUCGACUAAAGAGUGUUGAAUGCUUUGAUCCAUACGAACAGCAAUGGACGUUUGUUGCGCCCAUGUUGAGUCCAAGAAUGUAUUUAGCUGUUGGAGCAUUAGGUGGAUUGCUGUAUGCAGUGGGAGGACAUGAUGGUCUCUCACGACUGAGUAGUGUGGAAUGUUAUGACCCUCAGACAGAUGAAUGGAGUUACGUGGCCUCAUUGGAUAAAGCAAGAUCUGUAGCUGGUGUAGCGUCCCUUGGAGGCCUUCUGUAUGUCAUUGGAGGAUUUGAUGGAAAUAAAUAUCUUUCCGAUGUUGAUGUCUAUGAUCCUCAGACAAAUUCUUGGACUUCAGCAUGUCCACUAAAUGAGCAGCGUUCAGCUGUUAGCGUUGCGGCAAUGAAGGGAAGAAUUUUUGCCAUUGGUGGUUUCAAUGGACAGUUCUUGUCCAGUGUUGAGGUCUAUGACCCUGAAAUUAACCAAUGGAGUUAUGUGCAUAAUAUGUCAAUUCCAAGAGUACAUUUCGGUGCAACUGUUGUGUGAUGAGCAGUAAUUUUUAUAAUUAUUAAUAUUAAAUGAUAUAUUUUUAUUUUUUUUAAAAAUUUCAAAAAAUUUCAAACCAUCAGUGUGUAUUACACUAAGAUCUUGAUCAGUCAGGCACUCUUCGAGAAGCAGUUUCCCAUCGAUCCUAAAGUUUUAGAGCUUUGUUCUGAUUUGAUCAGAAAUCUGGAAAUUGUAUGAUCUAAGAUAACAUUGAAAUGUCAGUUUUCUGUUCGUCUGCCAUACAAAUCAUUACAUCUGGGAUAUUUUUGCAUCAAACUCAGGAGACUUGAAGACAGUGACACAAUAUAUGUGUAAUCUUUCUGAGCUCAUGAUUGCUAAGUCUGUGAGCAGCCUCAAAUGUGAUUGCAUUUGUGUCUGGUUUGUGUUUCCUGAGCUGUAGAAAUUGUUUUUUGUUGUUGUUUGUUUGUAAAAAAAAAAACUUACUUUCUUGGUCAGCAUGCACUGCACUGCUCUGAGGUACAUGUACAUGUAUAGGUUAUGAAGUUCUUUUUUGAAAACAAAAAAAUACAAAAUUUAUACAAAACAGUGUUGAUAUAAGUGAAAGAAGUGACUAAUAAAGAUAUGUUCGAAUUUUAAAAUUCCUUUUAACAGUAAGUUUUAAAAAGAUACAUUUUGGAAAGAUAGUACAUCUUUGUUCG
Messenger RNA from Orbicella faveolata, 2509 nucleotides. Its product is annotated as kelch-like protein 20. NCBI's taxonomy places the organism in Eukaryota, Metazoa, Cnidaria, Anthozoa, Scleractinia, Merulinidae. Gene Ontology annotation, molecular function: protein binding. The record is from RefSeq and is a predicted model, not a curated record.